AUGGAGAUGGAGAUGCAGACCGAGACCGAGAUUGAGAUUGAGAGUGAGAAAUGCGAUUCGCGAAUGAAACAGGGAGGAUGUGGAAUUGAGAAAGCACAAACUACGAUGUGGAAAUACAUUAAUUUACAUUCGCAUUACAUUCUGUCGAACGAGGAAAAGGAAGGGAACCUCAAGGAAACCAAAUUACAUUCGAGUCACACUCCAAUUGUCUACGCAGCAUGUAUACGGCCAAUUCACCGUCUCGUCUCGCCUCGCCUCGCCUCGCCUCGCCUCAUGGAUACUUCAUAA
Botrytis deweyae is the source of this 288-nucleotide messenger RNA. RefSeq lists its product as uncharacterized. The record is from RefSeq and is a predicted model, not a curated record. Bases 1 to 288 code for a protein of 95 amino acids. The transcript has a single exon. NCBI's taxonomy places the organism in Eukaryota, Fungi, Ascomycota, Leotiomycetes, Helotiales, Sclerotiniaceae.